This is a messenger RNA of Pundamilia nyererei, 2473 nucleotides long. Its product is annotated as alpha-2A adrenergic receptor-like. The transcript has a single exon. Gene Ontology annotation, molecular function: epinephrine binding; alpha2-adrenergic receptor activity. Gene Ontology annotation, cellular component: plasma membrane. Gene Ontology annotation, biological process: G protein-coupled receptor signaling pathway. Bases 408 to 1604 code for a protein of 398 amino acids. The record is from RefSeq and is a predicted model, not a curated record. NCBI's taxonomy places the organism in Eukaryota, Metazoa, Chordata, Actinopteri, Cichliformes, Cichlidae.
CCUGCAAUAUAAGUCUGUUUUACAAAACCUUCCAGGGGAUUUAGCAGAAGCUUUUAUUCUUGAAGGUUAGUGGAUAAAGAUUUUUUUUUAGUACUCUUAAAACUAUCUUAUGUGGAAAAACAGGGAAUAAAUAGGUUCCCUUUAUUUCUUUUACUGCUUGUUUGUCUUUUUAGUUUAUAUUAUAAAAACCCCAAUCCUUGCUUUUUUUGGUCUCUAUUUUAUAAUUGACAAAGAGAAAAGAAGAAUAGAUAUCUUUGAAGGAAACUCUUCCAGUGAACAAAAUGAAAAGCCUCAACUCUGUGCCGUGUUCUUGAAUGGAUGCAAUUAAUAGACUGCUGGAGCACAGCUUCCAAGCCUCCUGACAGAGCCCCGUUCAGACCAUACCAUCGACACCACAGCUCACUCUGAUGGGUUGUUUUAUCUUCAACAGUGGAAAUGUGACUUUGCCUGGGAGGAACCCUUAUACUGUGCAGACCUCUGUGCCUCUAACAAUCCUGGUGGGUAUCCUUAUCCUGCUAACACUGUUUGGUAAUGUCAUGGUAGUAAUUGCUGUGAUGACAAGCCGUGUCCUGAGAGCACCUCAGAACUUAUUUUUAGUCUCUCUAGCAUGUGCAGACAUCCUGGUUGCCACUUUAGUGAUGCCAUUCUCUUUAGCGAAUGAACUGAUGGGUUAUUGGUUCUUUGGGAAGGUAUGGUGUGGAAUCUACCUGGCUUUGGAUGUUCUUUUCUGCACAUCAUCCAUUGUUCAUCUGUGUGCAAUAAGCCUGGACAGAUACUGGUCUGUCACACAAGCCAUUGAGUAUAACCUGAGAAGGACACCACUCAGGAUUAAAGGCAAAGUCUGCUUAGUUUGGAUACUGGCAGCUCUCAUUUCAUUUCCUCCGCUUAUCACAGUGAAAAAGGACAAAACAGACAGUCUUGAAUGUGACAUUAAUGGUGAGAAAUGGUACAUCAUAUUCUCCAGUUGUGCCUCCUUCUUUGUACCCUGUGUCAUUAUGAUUACGGUGUAUGUUAGAAUCUACCAGAUUGCCAAGAAAAGAACAAGAGCCCCACCUGGAGAAAGGCAAAGACACAAUGGGAACUCAGAAGACCCAAAGUUCGGUUUGGACACGCUGGAGAGAAAAGACAGAGAACAGAGGGAGGUGAGAGGAGAAGACGGUAAAGAGGCUAAUGAGCUUGAUGUGGAGGAAGAACCCUCCUCUUCCGAUGGGAAUGAAACAAUCCUAUGUUCACUUACAAAGAAGAAGGCUAUGAAAACAGCAAAAGUGACUCAGGUGAAUCCCGGAGAAACCGCUUCAAAACCACAGCCGGAGUCCCGCGAGAGAGGGAGAAGGUGGAAAGGAAGGCAGUACAGAGAGAGGCGCUUUACAUUUGUUCUGGCUGUAGUCAUGGGAGUGUUUGUUCUCUGCUGGUUCCCCUUUUUUUUCACGUACACGCUCACCGCUGUGUGUGACAAGUGCUGUGUGCCAGAGACCCUGUUCAAAAUGUUCUUCUGGUUAGGUUACUGCAAUAGCUCACUAAACCCCGUCAUAUACACUGUAUUCAAUAAUGACUUCAGGAAAUCCUUUAAAAAGAUCCUUUGUAAAAGGGACAGAAGAGUGUAAUAAAUACUUUUAUGCAUUCAUUUCGAACACUAAAGGGCGUUUGGUCAUACAUUUAUCUGUAAUUGUAACCUUUGAAAAUAUUAGACAAUAUUGAAUAUUUGAAAAAGAAAAGGGCAUUUUUUCUGUUAUAUAUUAAUGUUUUAUUGAUACUAAGUGUUAGUUUUGCGAUAUUAAAUCAUACUUAAAUCCAUGAUGUGCAUUUGCUACACAGCUCGUAUUAUAUUUGGACAACCUGUGAGUUAAAGCUUUGAUAUUGUGAAGUUGUAUCAAUGUUGAUGAUGGACAUUUUCUACGUGUGUAUGCUGGUAUACAGUAUUUAAACUGAUAUCCUGUGUUUGUUUUUAGCUUCAAAGUUAAUAGCUUGUAGAAGACAGCAGAAGCAUAUUGCAACAGAGUCUGCUCAACAUAUGCAAAAUUGUCCAUGCUGGUAAUACAAAGGCAGACAUUUGGCUUAGACGUUACCACAAUAAACAUGCCACGGCUUCAUCAACGUGACUGUUCAUGGAGUAGCUGAAGAAAAUGAUUACUAGUGAUAAUUAUACAUUACUGUAAAUCCACAAGAAUGUCAAAGGAGUCUAAAUAAGCAUAUAAGUAUUAUGUUUGAACCUUAGUGAUGCGCUCACAGCAGGCUGAAGGACUGCCACAUCGAUGCACAUAAGCUUCUCUGUCUAUGCCAAUUGAAUUAAAAACAUAAACACAUUUAAGAAAUGUAGAUAACUGUAAAUGCUACAAUAUUGCCAAUAAAAAAAAUGCAUACUUUGUAUAGUGCAAUCAAUAGCAGGAAGUUAUAAUAACAAGUUGCACCCAAAGGACGCUAUCCCCACAGCACCAACUAUUCUCAAACAACAAAUGCAUGAACAAGACAAUUA